GCGCUUCCUUUCCGCUCCACGUGAUUUGUGAUGACCGCCAAACGAAUCACACCGCUUCGCAUGUUCCCGUGGGGCCUUGUUGAAGAGUCGGUGGAAUCGGCGCAUCCGCACACGCUCCACGGCUGCUGCGAGGAUGGCAAGGAGAGGGCUCAAACCCUGACCAACUGCAACGACCUCCCCUACAUCUCCCACUACCACGCCUGCAGGCUGGCCCAGGAGCAGUGCUGCGUCGCCGUCGCUGAGCGGCGGCUGUGCGACCAAGGCGCCUCCAUGGCCAACUGGCAGGGGGCUUGCGAGAGGCACUUCUUCCCCGGGAAGCCUUGGGAAAAUCAAAUCGCCAAGAGGUGCUGCGACUGCUGCAUGUUGGGCAUGGCGUCGGCGGACCAAGACCCGGAUUGCGGCUUGAGUUACAUGGCCCUCGGCAUCGAGUGCGAGGAGGUUGCCAGAAACUGCUGUUCCAAUUACACCGCGGGGGGAUUUAAUUCGACUGCAGUGAAUAUGACCGCACCGCUCCCAUUCGAUGGUCCCACCGUGCCGCAAGUGAAUUUCACCAUCGUGCCUCUCCUGGCACCAGACAACUGUUCGGUCAUGAAUUGCACGCACCGUUGCAUCGAGGACGGCAUGUGUGCCUGUUACGUUGGUUAUCGACUGGGACGCGACGGGACGACCUGUGAGGAUAUCAACGAGUGUCUGCUCGGCGCACACAACUGCAUAGCCAGCCAAGCGUGCAUCAACACGGAAGGCUCGUUCCGCUGCCAACGGGAAGGCAACUGCGGCGCCGGGUACGAGCUCACGGACAGUAACCAGUGCGAAGACAUUGACGAAUGCGCUUUGAACAUUCACAACUGCGGAGUGGACUUUGAGUGCACCAACGCCGAAGGUUCCUUCCGAUGUUACCCCAAGAACAAGUGCUCCGAAGGGUUCAUUCAAGACCCUUCCGGCAGCUGCAUCGACAUCGACGAGUGUGUGGCCCCCCCGAAUCCGUGCCAGCCCGGCCACACAUGCCUCAACACGCCGGGCUCGUACCAUUGUCGCAGGAACACGAUCACGUGCAGACGAGGCUACCACUUGGACGCCAACGGCACCCGCUGCGAAGAUGUCGACGAGUGCCAGGCGGAUAUCUGUCGGGGGCACGGCUGCGUCAACAUGGUGGGCACAUACCGCUGCAACUGCAAUAGCGGCUUUGUGUUCAACAGCAUCCACAGGCUCUGCGAAGAUAUCAACGAAUGCAAACAUUAUCCCCGGAAGCUAUGUGCCCACACGUGUGAAAACACAGAGGGGUCUUACAAGUGCAGCUGCUCCACUGGCUUUCAACUAUCCUCCGAUGACAGGAGUUGUGAAGACGUCAACGAGUGUGAGUCCAACCCAUGCAGCCAGGAGUGCGCCAACGUCUACGGCUCCUACCAGUGCUACUGCCACCGUGGUUACCAGCUGAGUGACAGCGAUGGGAAAACGUGUGAAGAUAUCGACGAGUGUGCGCUGCCUAACGGUAACCAAGUGUGCCCCUACCGCUGCUUGAACUCACCGGGGAGCUUCGACUGCUCCUGCCCUCCUGUGGGGUACACCCUGGCGUCUAACGGCCGCACAUGCCAAGACAUUGACGAGUGUGCAACCGGAAGCCACUCUUGCGGCGCUUCGGAGAGCUGCUUCAACAUCCACGGAGGAUACCGAUGCUUGGUCUUUCAUUGUCCUCCCUUCUACCGGCAAGCGGCACACAGCCGUUGCGAGCGCGUAACCUGCGAGUUGACACGGGACCCCGCGUCGUGUUUCUCGUUGCCCCUGAGAAUCGACUUCUACAACGUCGCGCUCCCCGCCAACACGCCCACCCCCGUCAACGUCUUCCGGAUGGGCCCCGCCAGAGCCACUCCCGGCGACCUAACGCAACUGAUCAUAGCUUCCGGAGACGAGUGGGGCUACUUUGAGGCCCGCGGGGAAAUGAUCACGCUGCAACGCACCGUGACCACGCCUCGGGACUUCUUUUUGACGCUGGAGAUGAGGCUGACUCGCUCCGGGACAACCCACCUGUACGUGGCCAAGGUCGCUGUGUUUGUCACACGGAUGAUACUGAACCAGCCUUCAUCAGCGGAACCACUUUCUCUGCCGUCUCACGUGUCUCCUGCUGCUUUUGUUUGCCCCAACCUCAGAUCGGUGUACAAGGACUCAAUGAGCGUGCGUUGCCACAAGGCCUGCCACCUCAACAACUUGGCCUGCAUGCGAGACCCCGUCCACAUCGUCACCUACACCGUCCUCUCCCUGCCCACCUACACCGUCGUCGAUCAACCCGAAGAAAUCGCUAUCCUGCGGACAUUGUUGCCGGCUCAUUACGCCAACGGUGACAUCGAUGUGGUCUUUGAAAUACUGACGACGGACGACCAAUACUCCUACGAUGUUGUCAAGCGCGUUCAUCAGGGUUACGUGAUUGGUGUGGUGCGCCAGCUGAGACCCAUCGCUGGGCCCCAGGACGUUGAGUUGCAGGUGGCCUUGAACUUCAUCAAGCCGGGAUUCGUCUCACACCGCAACAUUGUCGUCAUCAACAUUGUCAUCUCCGAGUUCUCGUACUAAGCUGCGUGGCAUAUGCGAGGCGGACGACGACGUCAACAGAUGAAUGAGGACGUUGCGACGUCCGAAUUGUCUGCCCAAAUUAUACAAAUAGCCACUUAUGA
Molecule: messenger RNA, 2663 nt
Organism: Hippocampus comes (tiger tail seahorse)
Lineage: Eukaryota; Metazoa; Chordata; Actinopteri; Syngnathiformes; Syngnathidae
Product: fibulin-1-like
Exons: 17
Coding region: 31-2562 (843 amino acids)
Biological process (GO): extracellular matrix organization
Cellular component (GO): extracellular region
Molecular function (GO): calcium ion binding; peptidase activator activity
Source: RefSeq, a predicted model, not a curated record